Messenger RNA from Artibeus jamaicensis (Jamaican fruit-eating bat), 4751 nucleotides. RefSeq names its product transcription factor 3 (gene TCF3). Gene Ontology annotation, biological process: immunoglobulin V(D)J recombination; regulation of transcription by RNA polymerase II. Gene Ontology annotation, molecular function: DNA-binding transcription factor activity, RNA polymerase II-specific; RNA polymerase II cis-regulatory region sequence-specific DNA binding; protein dimerization activity. Gene Ontology annotation, cellular component: transcription regulator complex. The transcript is spliced from 19 exons. Bases 234 to 2198 code for a protein of 654 amino acids. The record is from RefSeq and is a predicted model, not a curated record. Lineage: Eukaryota; Metazoa; Chordata; Mammalia; Chiroptera; Phyllostomidae.
GGGCGUGUCCCGGCCCACGGGAGGGGGGACGGAACAUGUCUCCCGCCGCAGGAAGAUGAGGCAGCGGCUGCGCCCGCGGACGUAGCGGGCCAGGCAGAGCCGACCAGACGCGGCGGCACCGCGUACUCCACGCAGGCCGCCUUCGCCAGUGCCCUUAACACGCUACCACACAGGGCCAUCUCUAGGACUGAAGUAUCCCACUUGGCCCCUGAGCCCACCAUUGCAGCUGGAGAAUGAACCAGCCGCAGAGGAUGGCGCCCGUGGGCACAGACAAGGAGCUCAGUGACCUCCUGGACUUCAGCAUGAUGUUCCCCCUACCGGUGGCCAAUGGGAAAAGCCGGCCCACUUCCCUGCCUGGCACCCAGUUUGGAGGCUCAGGUCUGGAUGACCGGCCCAGCCCAGGCUCCUGGGCCACUGGUGACCAGAACAGCUCCUUCGACCCUGGCCGGCAGGCAUACAGCGAAGGCGCCCACUUCAGUGAGUCCCAUGGCAGCCUCUCUUCGUCCACAUUCCUGGGACCAGGGCUUGGAGGCAAGGGCGGUGAACGGAGCACGUAUACUGCCUUUGGGAGAGAUGCAGGUGUUGGGGGCUUGACUCAGGCUGGCUUCCUGCCCAGCGAGCUGGCCCUCAGCAGCCCUGGGCCACUGUCCCCCUCAGGCGUCAAGAGCGGAUCUCAGUAUUACUCUUCCUACCCCAGCCAUGCUCGGCGGAGAGCUGCAGACAGCGGCCUGGACGCGCAGCCCAAGAAAGUCCGGAAAGUGCCACCAGGUCUUCCGUCCUCGGUGUACCCACCCAGCUCAGGUGAUGACUACGGCAGGGAUGCUACCCCCUACCCAUCUGCCAAGACCCCCAGCAGCACCUACCCAGCCCCCUUCUACAUGGCAGAUGGCAGCCUGCACUCCUCGGCCGAGCUCUGGAGCCCUGCAGGCCAGGCGGGCUUUGGGCCUAUGCUGGGUGGGGGCUCGUCCCCACUGCCCCUCCCGCCGGGUGGCGGCAGCUCUGUGGGCAGUGGUAGUGGCAGUGGGUUUGGUGGCCUGCACCAGCACGAGCGCAUGGGCUACCAACUGCACAGCGUGGAGGUGAAUGGUGGGCUCCCGGCUGUGUCCACUUUCUCGGCCCCCACAGCUGCCUAUGGCAGUAUUGCCAGCCACACGCCCCCUGUUAGUGGGGCCGACAGCCUCAUGGGCUCUCGAGGGACUACAGCUGGCAGUUCUGGGGACGCCCUUGGGAAGGCACUGGCCUCGAUCUACUCUCCAGAUCACUCAAGCAAUAACUUCUCAUCUAGCCCUUCCACCCCUGUGGGCUCCCCACAGGGUCUGACAGGGACAUCACAGUGGCCCCGAGCAGGAGCCCCCGGUGCCUUAUCCCCUAGUUAUGACGGGGGUCUCCACAAUCUGCAGAACAAGAUGGAAGACCACCUGGACGAGGCCAUCCACGUGCUCCGCAGCCACGCCGUGGGUACCUCAGGCGACAUGCAUGGGAUACUGCCUAACCACGGAACACUGGCUUCGGGUUUUGCCGGCCCUGUCAUGCCACUGGGCGGGCGGCACACCAGCUUGGUUGGAGGCAGCCACUCGGAGGACAGCCUCCCCGGCAAUGGCAGCCUCAUGCACAACCAUGUGGUCCUCCCCAGCCAGCCCAACACCCUCCCUGACCUCUCUCGGCCUCCUGACUCCUACAGUGGACUCGGUCACAGGGCCACCACCUCAGGCACCGGCGAGAUCAAGCGGGAGGAGAAAGAGGAUGAGGAGAAUGUGUCGGUAGCCGACAACUCCGAGGAGGAGAAGAAGGAGCUAAAGGCCCCCCGGAUCCGGACCAGCCCGGACGAGGACGAGGACGACCUUCUCCCCCCAGAGCAGAAGGCUGAGCGGGAGAAGGAGCGCCGGGUGGCCAAUAACGCUCGGGAGCGACUGCGGGUCCGAGACAUCAAUGAGGCCUUUAAGGAGCUGGGGCGCAUGUGCCAGCUGCACCUCAACAGUGAGAAGCCCCAGACCAAACUGCUCAUCCUGCACCAGGCCGUGUCGGUCAUCCUGAACCUGGAGCAGCAGGUGCGAGAACGUAACCUGAACCCCAAAGCAGCCUGCUUGAAGCGACGAGAAGAGGAGAAGGUGUCAGGUGUGGUCGGAGACCCCCAGAUGGUGCUUUCAGCCACGCACCCAGGCCUGAGCGAGGCCCACAACCCUGCUGGUCAUAUGUGAGAGGUACGCCACCAUGAGAUAAGCUGACCGACCUCAGUCUAACCUGGAAUGGUCACACAAGGUAUCAGGUCCAUCCGCAGUGUGGGCCGGCCAGUCCACGCCUCCUCACACACCCCCGUGGUUGGUGUUGAGCCAACAGCAACCUAAGGAGCAUUCGAGUGAUGGGAGCCCUGGAGGUGACAACGGGGUCUAGGAGCCUCCCAGGGACCCUGCUGUAUCCACCCCCCAGGCCUCGGCCACUGCUGUGCCCUGGGACUUGCCUGAUGGAUCCUGAAACUGCAUCUUGGCCUUGCUACUCGAGCCCUGGCCAAAAGAAGCUUUCUUUCUUUCUCUCUUUAUUUUUCCUUUUUGGUAAAAACUGGAAAGCAAACAAAGUACACAAUACACUUUGUCAGAAAAGAAAAAAAUGCCUUAAGUAUAAAACAUGGAAAAGUUAAAACAUAUCACUCGCUGGAGAGAGACGCUGUGAAAAACUGGCUUGUUCUUCAAAAGCCACCAGCAAAUUGUGCCUAUGCCUGAUAUUUUUUUUAAGGAAAAUAAAAAUGCUAGUUACGAGAUUUUUUUUUUUAAUGUAGAAGAAAAUUAGCAAGGAGGAUGCCUUUUUUUUAAAGCUUUUUUUGCAUAUGUUUUGUAAGCAACAAACGUUUUUGUAUAAAAGUUUCAUGUCUCUUGCUAUUUCUGCUGCUGUUUCUAGAACUGAGCAUUGCAUUUCACGAUCAAACAGAUUAAACGUUGUAUUAAAAAGACCCCACUGUAAACCCGAGGCCCCCCACCCCUGCACCAGGAGCCCAGCUGUGGGACAUGGGGAGAACAGGGUUGGGUGGGUCUCAUUUGGUUUUGGAGAUGUUGGGGUUUGUUUCCUUGCUUCAGGGUGAAUUGGCGGAUGGGCUUUCCCACCCCAUCUUCUCUCCCUCCAACAGACAUUCUAGUCUCUCAGGUGGGGCAGAGGCUCAACCAAGGUACAGCCCUCCCAGGUGACCAUGCCGGGGUCCUCCAGAAGUCACUCUGGUCCCCUGGGCACUUCCCAGCAACCUGAAGGUCCCCACAUCUCUCCCUGGGACCCCAAAAGCUGCUCUCCCUGGAGCCCACAGAACUCUCCAAAAUGGGGGCUUUUAUUGUGACCCAGUUUCCAGGGCAUGAGGAUGGCACUGCGGGAGCACAAUGCUGUGGGGUGUCCCCAGACUCUCCAUCUUUCAUUCCUUUGACUUGCCAACCCAAGCCUAUCUUUGCAUUUUGGCAACAGGGCUGUAGCUCAAGGCCAGCACAGAAAGCUGCCAGCCCCACCAAGUGGCUGUCCUGGUGUGGACAGAGCAGGGAGAAGGGACAGAUUUCUGUGCACAGAAAAGCCCCCAGGUUGUGCGUUUGCCCAAAUUAUUGCCUAGCUGCAAAAGCAGGAGGGUGGGUCACCCUCAGGCCUCCCCAAGUCCCCUUUGGUUUCACUUGUCUCACAUGUCACCAGGGGAACCAGCUCAUCUUAGGCUGCCCAGGACUAUCCAGGUUUACGCACUAAUCAUCUGCAUUUUUGGAUCCCCUGCAGUUCCCAGGGAAACUGCAGUGGUUGGUCACCCUAUAAUAUGUCACCCAGGUGUAGGCUCAGGCCUGCUGGGGUCUUGGUUUCCUUACCUUUAUUCCCCUGCCCCACCCAUAGAAGCCUUAAGGAGCCCCAGCCUGGCUGCAUUUAUCCCACCAACAUCUCAGUGGGAUGCUGGGGACGGUAAUUCACUCCCCAAGUUCCAGGGCUACCUGACUCCUCAUCGCUGCCCUGCAAAUGACUAGCAAAGUGCUCUGUGGGAAGCUCAGAAGCACCCCACAAAGCCAGCACCAGGCAAGACAUCCAGGCUUGGGGCCAGGGCCAACUCCUUGAGCCCCGAUAAUCACCUGGGUCUUCUAGGGUCUUACCUCCAAGACUCAUUGGGACAGCAAGAAGUCAUCAGCUUGCCUGGUGAUUCCCUUGGUCUGUUGGGACUUGAGUCUCUUGGGGAACCUGCCUGAGUUCCUCUCUUAUUUUGCCCAUUGGUCCAGACAGGCAGGAGCCAAGGACCCUAGUCCUGCCAAAGGCCUGCAGGUUUUUGAACUGUGUCUUACAUACAUAAUUUGAAGUAUGUAGCCCUGGCUGGGUAGCUCAGUUGAUUUGAGUGUUAUCUCUCGACGCCAAGGUUGUCCAGUCCUUGACCAGGGCACAUGCAAGAAUCAACCAAUGAAUGCAUAAAUAAGUGGAACAACUAAUCGAUGUUUCUCUUCCUUCCUCCCUCCUCCUCUUUCUCUCAAAUCAAUUUUUUAAAAAGAGUAAUUUAUAUAACAAAACUAACCCAGCAGGUGAAGAAGUAGCUUGGGGGGGGGGGGAACCACACUUAAGGGAGAUUGUGCUCCGAGUGCCUCAAGAUAACUGGUGGUUUGGUUUUUGUUUUUAAUUUUUUAAGAAAAAUAAUUUUAUGCAAGUGCCCACACAGCUGGCUGGAUUCUUUGGAAAUUUUAAAUAAGCCCCUUUGGAGUCAAUAUGGAGACCUGUCCUGUACAUAACAGCACUGUAGCAAUAAAUGUGACAUACGGCAA